Molecule: messenger RNA, 758 nt
Organism: Arabidopsis arenosa
Lineage: Eukaryota; Viridiplantae; Streptophyta; Magnoliopsida; Brassicales; Brassicaceae
Source: the annotation of a GenBank genome assembly
GCUAACGACGUUAUCAUGAACCCUGGACCCUUUGCUCAUUAGGGCUUUUUGGCUCUUCAGGUUCACACUACAUAUAGGUGACCAGACCAAUAGAAAAAAAAUUAAGUAAGAGAAAAGAUCAAAAGAAGAAGAAAUAGUAAUGGCUUCCUCUAUGCUCUCCUCCGCUGCUGUGGUUACCUCCCCAGCUCAAGCCACCAUGGUCGCUCCAUUCACCGGCUUGAAGUCAUCCGCUGCAUUUCCGGUGACACGAAAGGCAAACAACGACAUUACUUCCAUCGCAAGCAAUGGCGGAAGAGUUAGCUGCAUGAAGGUGUGGCCACCAAUCGGAAAGAAGAAGUUUGAGACUCUAUCUUACCUCCCUGACCUUUCUGACGUCGAAUUGGCUAAGGAAGUUGACUACCUUCUCCGCAACAAGUGGAUUCCUUGUGUUGAAUUCGAGUUGGAGCACGGAUUUGUGUACCGUGAGCACGGAAACACUCCUGGAUACUACGAUGGACGGUACUGGACAAUGUGGAAGCUUCCAUUGUUCGGAUGCACCGACUCCGCUCAAGUGUUGAAGGAAGUGCAAGAAUGCAAGAAGGAGUACCCUAAUGCCUUCAUUAGGAUCAUCGGAUUCGACAACAACCGUCAAGUCCAAUGCAUCAGUUUCAUUGCCUACAAGCCCCCAAGCUUUACUGAUUCUUAAUUAAAUCCCUUUCUGGAAUAUCAAUGUUGACUAUCCGGAACCCAAUUUUGUAUGGUCAAUGUAAAUUUAAGUA